GCGGCCUGCUGAGGCGGCGGCGGCGGGACCGGCGGCACCGGGAGCCGGAGCGAUGUUCGUGCAGGAGGAGAAGAUCUUUGCGGGGAAGGUGCUGAGGCUCCAUGUGUGCACCAUGGAGGGCGCCGAGUGGCUGGAGGAGGUGCCCGAGGACACCACGGUGGAGAAGCUCAAGGAGCGGUGCCUGAAGCACUGUCUUCCUGGGAGCCUGGAGGAUCCCAAAACUGUGACACAUCACAAGCUGAUCCAUGCUACUUCUGAGAAGGUGCUGACAGACACAAAAACAGUGUUGGAGGAGAACAUUCAGGACAGAGAUGUUUUGCUGCUGGUCAAGAAGCGCGCACCAACGCUGCUCCCCAAGAUGUCAGAUGUGGUUGCAGAGGAGAAAAGGAAGCAGGAGCAGAAGGCUCCUGACAAGGAUGCCAUCCUCAAAGCCACUGCCAACCUGCCCGCCCGCAGCGCGGACCGCAGCGUGACCCACCACAACAUGAGGGAUUUUCCUUUCUUGCAGUUCCAGACAGAACUCCGGAAGAUUUUAGUGUCUCUCAUAGAAGUUGCACAGAAACUGCUAGCACUGAACCCAGAUGCAGUUGAACUAUUUAAGAAGGCAAAUGCCAUGCUGGAUGAGGAUGAGGAGGACAGGGUGGACGAGAUCGCGCUGCGCCAGCUCACCGAGAUGGGAUUCCCAGAGAGCAGAGCUGUCAAAGCCCUCAGGCUGAACCACAUGUCUGUGACCCAGGCCAUGGAGUGGUUGAUAGAACACGCUGAUGACCCUUCUGUGGAUGCUCCUCUGCCAGGUGCUGCUCCUGCAGAAGCCCCUGCAGAAGCCCCAGCUGAAGGUGCUGCCUCCUCUGCUGAGGCAGCUGCAGGGCCCAGCUCUGAGGAGGGUGGGGAGGAGGCCAAGGAUGAGCUGACUGAAAUCUUCAAGAAGAUCCGCAGGAAAAGAGAAUUUCGUCCAGACCCACGGGCUGUCAUUGCCCUGAUGGAGAUGGGAUUUGAUGAAAAGGAAGUGGUGGAUGCACUCAGAGUGAACAACAACCAGCAAAAUGCAGCUUGUGAGUGGCUGCUGGGAGACAGAAAACCUUCUCCAGAGGACUUAGAUAAGGGCAUUGACACCAACAGCCCUCUCUUCCAAGCCAUCUUAGAAAACCCAGUGGUACAAUUAGGGCUCACCAACCCUAAAACUCUACUAGCCUUCGAGGAUAUGCUUGAAAACCCCUUGAACAGCACUCAGUGGAUGAACGAUCCCGAGACGGGGCCGGUGAUGUUACAGAUCUCCCGAAUCUUCCAGACACUGAACCGCACGUAGAGGGAGCUGCCAGUGCACUGUGCCACCUCCCCCUGGCCUCACUCCCCCUCCACCUCCUCAGGAGGCUGCCUGGAUGCUUGGGAAGGGGUGGAGGGAAGGGAGGGAAGGGGGAAAUCCUGGCUGGAGGGGUCUCUCACACAAGAGAGUUCGUAGUUACGGCCAACAGGAGUGAGUUGCCUUGUGGAUUUAGUGUUAGUGGAAGAGGUUUGAGGAUUUGUUCAUGUUUUCAGGUAUUAGGUUUAAAAUAAAGUAUAUAUAUUAAAAAAAAAAUAGGAAAAAGGUUUUGUGAAAACAUUUAAGAAUCUGAUUGUUGGAAAGAAAUACUGCUCGUUCAAAAGGCCUGUGACAGUUUUCUGGCCAGUUUUGCUAGGAUCUGGCUGGUGUUUACAAAAGGUCACUGACCACUAGCAUAGGAUAUUAAUCAUCUCCAUACAGUAUUAAUUUAUAGCUCUUAUCAAAUUGCAAAACUGCUUUUUAAAAAAAAAAAAUUGAUUCUUAGGAAAUGUUUUUUAAAAGCCCAAAUCUUGGGAAAGCAAGCACAUUUCUAUCCAAGCUUGUUUAUCUGGCAUUCUAAUUUAAGCAGAAUCAUUCAGAGAUGGAAUUCUAAUAAAUAGCAUUACUUUUUCCUAUUUAUUUGCUGCGUUAGUGUUGUUGCAGUCCCACUGGGGUUGUACUUGCAGGAGGUUCUCUGUCAGGUACCAUAAAGGUGCAGGAUCUUUUUCACCACAGAAUUCACCACAUCAAGACUUGGAUUCCCAAGUGGCUGCAACUCCUAAGCUCACACUCUGCCAUAUCCCAUUGCAAGGUGGGAUAUGUUCACACAGUGGUUUUUUUUCCUAUUUUUAUGUGCACAGUUUUGGCAAGGGGCUUGUGGGGGUUUUAUUCUGUUUACAAAAAAAAGCAGCUGAAUUGCAUGGGGGGUUUGCUGGGGUUCUGUAAAGCAGCAGAACCACACAGGUUUUUAUCUUGUUUAUGGUGUUUAAAGCACGCUUGCAAUUGCUAUCUUUGAGUUAGAAGUGGGGUUUUCUUUAUCCUUUUUUUUACCAUGGUCAUACCAAGAAUGUCAGGCUGGGUCUUUCCUAUUUUGCCAGAAGACUGACUUGAGAUUUCAGAGAGGAAUUCUGAGCUGUUAAGAGCAGAACUCACUGUGAAUAUCCAGCUGAACUCACUGUGAAUAUCCAGCUGGUGUUUAUGAUUGGGCUCUGCAGGUGUUACUUUUUUAACAGUCUGCUAAAAAAAGGAGUUUAUUUUUCAACUUAGUGCAACAUGAUUGACAUCUGUCAUCAUCCCUGCCAUGCCUUGUGCUUCACAGCCCUGCAGGAAAGGCAGAAGAGGCAAAUCUUGCAGAGAAAGCAGGCGGAGACCCUGUGCUUAAACAGCACAAAGGUGUCCUGUCAGACAGGGAGAUCCUGAGCAAGUCACCUCGGAGCUGUGGGAGGGAUUUAGGUGCAGUUGGGUUUUUUUAAACAAAAAUGCAGCAAGAUGCAACCCGAAACCCUACAACAAGUUUUGGCCUGAACUUGGCAUCUGCUCUGUGCUGUUAUGCAGCUGAGGCACUGAAGUUGCCAAUUUCUCAUAAUUAAUAUGAAGGGUGGGGAAAUCAAAACAGCCUGAGAUUUUAUCUUGUCUUACUAUCCCAGGAUUCUUUUAUUUUUUUUUUUUAAUUUUGUAAUUUCAUAUUAAGCUUUACUGUUGAUGACUGCUGAAAUAUUUACUUCUACAUUUAGAAAUUCCAAGCUUUAUAGAGAUGUUCAUUCUGUUCAAAUUGGACAGUAAAACCAUUUUUGUGGGCUCUUGCUAAGAAUAGACUGACAUGACAUGAAAUUAUAACCUUGUCCUGUAACUGAAGCCAGGAGCCUGAUCCUGCACCCCAGUGAGCUCAGCACAGCUACUCAUGAGUAGCUGUGACUGAAUAUUGUGGUCUUAUAAAAGGUUUUGAUUAUUUAAUCCUUUCUUUUUUUUGCUUACUCCUGAAGCUUUUUACCUGUAAUAAUACCAGAAGACUCUUUUACUUGAAGCUCUUAAUGUUAGAGGGAAAUGUCCCUCUCUACAGUCAGGAUUGUGGUUAAUAUUCCUUUUAAUGAGUGUUUUUAGAAGGCAAAGUUGGGAAAAGCUACCCUGUAGUUUGGUGGGAGGAUUUUUGGCUUCUGAAUGGAUAAGGAGAGGUUCAGAAUGAGCAAACAGAUCCUUUGGGCAGUUGUGGCCCUUGAAGAAUGUAAAGGCUUGGGAAAUGCUGGGUUUGGUUUCAGGGGGCCAUGGUUGGACAGCAGAGCUCAGAGGGAUGGAAGUGCUCAGAAUGGCAGCACCCCUCAGUGCCACUGAGCUGUUAUAAAGGGUGGGGAAAAGCACCAGUAAAACAGAUUAUCCUGAUGUGAUAGGAGGUGAGAAUGCCCAGGUUCAGCAGCAGCAGCUGGGAGACCCUAGAGAUAAAGGAAUUCUGCAUUUUAGGGUGCUGGGAGGCUUGAGAAGAUGUGGUUAUUUCUGGAUUUUGUUAUUCCAGAGCUCAGCACUUCCACAGCUGAGGUGUUGUUUGGGGUGGCUUUAACAGAGCCCUGCUUGGCUUGUGAGAACUGAGGUUUGCAGUGGCCAAAAGCUGAAGGAGACCAGAAUUUGGGAGGUGUGGUGUUUGCAGCAAGGCCCAGGAGUUGAUUUAAACCCAGCAAAAACUGCCCUGGUGAGGUUGAAGGAAUUGGUCCAGAAUCAGUGGUGCUGGGGUGUGAAUUACAGCAGGGGCUGUGUCCCAGCACCCCAGGGCUGGGAUUGCUGUUCAUCCCAGAAAAUGCAGAGGGGAGCUGAGUCCCCUGUGCUUGGAAAGGCACAGAUUGGCCCAGGUUUUAGAAAACCUGCAAAAGCUGAGGUGUCAGCACUCUGGAGCUGGAAGGUGCAGCCAUGGGGCCCAGGGAAUGUGUGAGGCUUUGCCUGGUGAGGAGCUGUGCUGUCCCUGGGUGCAGGACUGGGGGAUCUGCUCUGAGGGCAGUGAGAGAUCCCUGAACACACAGGAAAGAUUUUUGUUCAAUAAAACCAGCAGGUUUUGUGAGGAAGAACUGCUCCCAGCAGUGAGGAUUUACAGGCUCAGGUGCCGUGCUUGCACCUCAGGUGUUCAAGUUCCAACUAGCACAGACAUGUCAGAGUUAAUUUUCUCUAAACAUGGUCAAGAGAAAAUUAUUGGAAGCCUGGCAGAUGGAGCAGGAAAGGGAUGGGGUGGUGGGUGACUAAUAGUGUGAUUCUUAAGUUCCUGCUCUUUGCCCCACUGGUAGCCAGACAAUCUUGUACUUUUUGAUGUUGCAGGCCUCUUGCAAGUAGCCAGCUAUUUAUUGAAAUAUAUCUAACUUAUAAUUGUGUCACCAAAACACUGAUAUUUUUAAUGGCAAUGUAUUACAUGGAAGUUUGUUCUCAGGGCUUCGUAUUUAUACUCCUUUUUUAGGGGGAUGCAUUUAAAGGGAUGUAUUUGGAAAAUAGGCCAGUGGCUACUUUACAGCUUGGACCUUGAUUGUCCUGACCUGUGAGCCUGAGCUGGUGUAACUCUCCUGCUGAACCUCUGUCCCUGCUCCAGCCCAAAGAAUCUGCCAUUCCUCCUCUCCUGGUGGGCAGGGAUGUGAGUCUUCCUUUGGGAUUGCUGCAUCCCUGCAUGGGAAUGGUCACACAGGAUCACCCUGCUGGGCUUUGCUCCAUCCCAAGGACGUUUGUGCUCUCCGUGCAGCUGCAGAAUGGACUUGCACAGUUCCCAAAGCAGCCAUCAGGGCUCUCCUCCUCUGGGAAGGUGGGAGCUUCUCUCCUGCACGAGUUCCAGGGCCAUUCCUCCUCUGGGAAGGUGGGAGCUUCUCUCUGCACGAGUUCCAAGCAGCUCGUGGCUGCUUCUUGGCAGCCCCUGUCACAGACCUGACCCAAAGCUUGACACAGCCCUGCCCCUUUCUUUCCUCCUCUCCUGGAACCAAACUUCCAUUUCAAAGAUUGAUUUUCAUAUCCAAGUAACUCUUUAGUGGUUCUUGAAAUCCUUUUUAGUUAGGACUGUUACAAUUACCUUUUUUUAGGCGUUCACACCAAAACAAGCAUCGCACCAAACGAAUGUAUAGCGACACUGUCAGCAAACAUUGCCUGGGGAAGGGGCACAGGUUACUGUGAGCUCUGCUCCAGGGGCAGUUUUCCCAAAGGCUUGUGCACAGGAUAGCCAGUGUUUCAUCCAAAGGAACCAUCCUGGUUUUCUACUUUUAAUAAUAGAUACCAUUUUUAUUAACCAACAGAACAGCUUCCAGCUGGUAUUUCCAUCCAACUGAGAGUCUUGGAGCUUUGGGGCUGGAGAUCCUGCCUGGAUCCCCCUGUCUGAGCCAGCUCCCCCUUGGAAGGGUUUGUGCUGGCUGUCCCCUCCUCCCUGCACUGGGUGUUACAUCCAUGUGAAUGUUCUCGUGGUGGUUCUCGCCUCCAUCCCCACAUCCUGUGUAGCAAAAGGGUUUUUUUAAGGACCUCUUGCCCUAGAUUUGGAGAUCUUCAAUGCAGAUCCUGUUUGCAGCAUGUGAACUUCAGUAAAUGUAAAUGCAUUAAAUUCUUACUGAAUUUGAGUAUAGUUUUAUAUCGAGCUCUGGGGAGAGGGAGGAAAUUGGAUCACGUUUUAAACGAAGCCCCACAAACCCCAAUGUCUCUGUUGCAGCAGGUAACAGAGGCCUGUAGAGAUUUUUAAUUUGCAUAUUUUUAUCAUGGCUUAAUGAACUGUACACGAAUGUGAUUUGCUACCCAGCACUUCCCACGAGGCAGCGCCAGUAAAAUUACAUUGCAAGGUACUGACUUCACAUUUUCUCAUUUCACCUGUGUAUACAGCAAUUAGGUACUGCAUAGGAUAACUUUGAUCUGGCUCUGAUGCCGGUGUGUGGCAUGCACAGCUCUUCCUAAGGUGUAACAUUACUUUUCUGAAGCUUAAACUAGGGCAGACAUCCCUGAGCCUGUGGAAUUCAGGAUUCAUUCUGGCCACGCUCGCAUGGGUCGCUGACCCCUCCCUGAGCAGGAAAACCAGCAGGAUUUGCUCCCUGCAGAAAUCCUCCAGGCCAAAAGCAAGGAAUGCUGCUAAUUUGUGAGCAUUUGAAGCAGUUGCUGUUCUGAAAUAUAUUCCUGGAAGUCAGGGAGGUGUUGGCAAAGCCAGACCUGUUCAGCCUGGAAUUGUUUUGUGUGGAGAUGUGGAACCCAUGGCCGGGGCUGGAAUGAAUGCUGAGGCUUUAAACCUGCUCACACAUAACCCCAGACACUGAUGUUGUGUGUGCUGUACAUUUAUAAUAUAUCUUCAAAAUAAAGUUUUUUGAUUUAUUACAA
Molecule: messenger RNA, 6604 nt
Organism: Melospiza melodia melodia
Lineage: Eukaryota; Metazoa; Chordata; Aves; Passeriformes; Passerellidae
Gene: UBAC1
Product: UBA domain containing 1
Exons: 10
Coding region: 53-1306 (417 amino acids)
Cellular component (GO): ubiquitin ligase complex
Molecular function (GO): protein binding
Source: RefSeq, a predicted model, not a curated record